AUGUCCGUCGGCUUUGGGUUCUCUGUCGGAGACUUCCUCGCCGCCCUUCGCCUCGUUGGAACAGUCAUCGACGCGCUCCGCGAAUCGUCCAGUGCCUCCAGCGACUAUCGGGACCUUCUCAAUGAGCUCCUUCACCUUGAGACCGCGCUUAUACAUGUCAAACGUGUCGAGCUGGACGAGUCACAGUAUGCAGAGAAGGUCGCACUUCGGCAGGCUGCCGCACAAUGUCAGAGGACGAUUGAUGAGUUCUGGAAGAGGAUUCAAGCAUACCAGUCCCACUUGAGAGAUGGUGGGACUGGUUCGAGAGUGAAAGAUGGUUGGGUGAAAAUCAAGUGGGCAUUAUGUAAGAAGGACGACUUGGAGAAGUUCAAGGCGAACUUGAGAGGCCAUACAAGUUCCAUUGAGAUCUUGCUGGUUACGGUGCAGAUGAAUCUUACGUCUAUACGGGCACGUCAGCAGGAUCAGCGGAACAAAACUCUCGCUGGGAAGAUAGAAGAUCUGUCAUGUCAAUGGAUGACGAGACUGUCAACAUUAACAAAUAGUGUGGCGCAAAGUGUCCAGCAGGGGAAGCUCCUUCUUGAAUCGAGCGCAAAAGUCCUUCAGAUGAAUCUUCGGAUAUUCCAAAUGGUGUAUGACAUUCAGCAAUUCAUUUUCCGGUUACCAACCCAGGUUCAGCGGCAGCAGCCAGUAUAUAUGAUCGAUGCUUUCGGGAGGGAGAGUCCGUUUCAUCUCGAAUUCGUGCGAUUGGCAGAGGCUUUAAUCGCUAUUCUCAAGGUGAAUCUCAAGGCUAGUGGUUGCGGGCCAGCAAUGAUUGACAGAGGCGCAUUUGCCAUUCGGAAGGCAGGAAUGCAGAGUGAUGUUGAUCUUCAAGCGGAUUGGGAUACUUGUUUCUUUCCUGGAGACCGAGUGGCUAUGAGCAUGGUCUUCAAUAGCCUAUCGAGGGGAACUUCAUGUCCAUCCUGCGGUUGCAGGUCUUCGGUGCCCGCUAUCAUUAUGGACUUCAUUCCCCUUAUGAGGCUGAUGUCUUGCAGUUCAAACUGUGGCACUACUUUCCAACGCGUUACCGAGUUAACGCGGACAAUGCAACCAUCUUUCCUACCCCUUUUUCAGAAGAAUGAGCCCCCAGAGGAAUUCCAAGAUUUCCCAGGGUGGAUGACCGCGUGGCGGGUCCGCGCACCGCUGCGAAAAAGGGCGCGAGGAGAUGAGGAGGCAUCCAAUAUUCGGAAGUUCCGGCGGGUGCGUUUGAUGAAUCCCAAGCUCGCGAUCAAACGCUGCGAGGUGUUCGCCUUCAGAGACGAGGGCUGGAUUAAAAGAGGCGCUGGUAAUGUUACAGUGCGAUCUAUAAAUGUGAACACUGUGAUUAUGUGGAUGAAUUCCGCGAGUCAGCUUAUGUCAAUCCAUUUCGAGAAGAAAAUGGAUUGUGCAAAUGUUUGGUCAGCUGAUUUCCUCUGUUUUGUCCUAAAUUUCCAAUUUUAA
Molecule: messenger RNA, 1476 nt
Organism: Westerdykella ornata
Lineage: Eukaryota; Fungi; Ascomycota; Dothideomycetes; Pleosporales; Sporormiaceae
Exons: 3
Coding region: 1-1476 (491 amino acids)
Source: RefSeq, a predicted model, not a curated record